UUUAUUAUGAAUAUUAUAACGUUUUAUUUGAAAUUUUCAAACGAUUUGAAGACAGAAGGUUUUGUUUGACAGUUACAAGUUUGGCCAUUUAACUUUGAAUUCUCAGUCAAUUACGUUUUUUUUACAAGUUUCUGUUUUUUUGAUAAUCUUAAUACAUGUUUUUACUUGAUCAGUGAUAUUUACUGUCUAAAGGUAAAUUGUGUGCAUGUGUGUCUUUUUAUUUUUAUAAAUAGUUCGCAGAGGAAUAUUGUGAUGGACUCAGACGAUGAAAUCCCAUCAUUGGUGACAGCUAUCACAUUGGACCCAGUGCCUGUGACAAUUAUAACCGGUUACUUAGGAUCUGGCAAGACAACUCUUUUAAAUUAUAUACUUACAGAACAACACAGUAAGAAAAUUGCAGUCAUAUUGAAUGAAUUUGGCGAAGGUGACACUAUGGAAAAAUCAAUUGCUAUUGGUGAAAAGGGAAAUCUUUGUGAAGAAUGGUUGGAACUACAAAAUGGUUGCUUAUGUUGUUCCGUCAAAGAUAAUGGUGUUAAAGCAAUUGAAAACCUUAUGUCAAAACGUGGAAAAUUUGAUUACAUAUUGUUAGAAACUACAGGAUUAGCUGAUCCUGGACCUAUUGCAAAAUUAUUUUGGGUUGAUACUGAGCUGGGAAGUGAUGUUCAUUUAGAUGGAAUAGUCUGUGUCAUUGACAGCAAAAACGCAAAAAAACAUCUUGGCAACAGUCUACAUGAUGAACCUAACUUGGAUACUGUAAACCCUUCAACAAGACAAAUUGCAUUAGCUGAUAUUAUACUGAUCAAUAAAAUCGAUUUGGUCGACAGAAGUACGUUAGAAACGUUAAAAACCAAUAUUAGAUCAAUUAAUGGAAGUUGCGAAAUUAUCGAAACAUCGCAUAGCAGAAUUGACUUGGAUAAAAUUCUCGAUUUGAAAUCUUACUCUUCGUCUAACAGUUUAAGGGUCGACGAAAUGAUAAGAAACGUAGAAAGUUUUGAAGGGAAAACUCAUAUACACCAAAACGUGGCUACUGUCACAUUGGAAGUUCCCGAUGGCAUUUUAAGGACAUCUCUGGACACUUUUAUAUGUCAGAUCUUAUGGGAAAAUAUUCUGAAAGAUGGUCGAGGAAAUGCUUCAGAAAUAAUCAGGAUGAAGGGCGUAAUCAGAUUCGCGGACGGUUCGAUGGCUAUGAUACAAAGCGUCUACGACAUGUACGAGUUUCAGGAGAUGUCCAAAAAUUUAUCUGAAGUACCACCGGGCAGCAGAAUUAUUCUAAUAGGAACGUUUUUGGACAAAGCCGAACUAAGCUACUUACUUAAUAAAUGUAUAGAUUCUGGAAAUGAAUCACUAUCCUGAAAAUGAGUUUUAAAUAAAAAAUAUGAACAAUUCUAAACAAUGGUUGUAAUUUUCAUUAAUAAUUAUAAACAUUUUUUAUUAUUCAUUACUAGUGGAACCUGUGCAUUUGUAGCCAGUUAAAAAUCCUACUUUAUUUAUGGCUUAAACUGUGUGUUAAAUUUGUUUCCUGUGAUUAUGCAUUUUUGUACAUAUGGAUAGCCAACGGUUAAGAUAUAUUAAGUAAUAAUCUUACAACGAUAUUCAAUUUAGUUUAUCAUUAUGAUUCCGACCAAGUUAAGUACAGAUAUAUAUUAGGCAUAUAGGCAGAAGAUAGGCUAAGUUAAAAAAUAACAAGCCUAAAUAUCAUUAA
Molecule: messenger RNA, 1702 nt
Organism: Diuraphis noxia (Russian wheat aphid)
Lineage: Eukaryota; Metazoa; Arthropoda; Insecta; Hemiptera; Aphididae
Product: zinc-regulated GTPase metalloprotein activator 1-like
Cellular component (GO): cytoplasm
Source: RefSeq, a predicted model, not a curated record